AUGGUGUUGUACAGGACCAAGGUUUUGAUGUUGUAUACCUGCUAUUUGAAGAUUGUGUCUCAACUUCCAACUCGAAUUCUCUGCAAAUUUCAUAACAGUACAGCAAGGUUAAAGAUCUGCAUUUCCAAUGCUUUGGGAUUGAUCUGCAGUUGUGACUGUGGAAAUCAGCUUGCACUUGCAAUGCAACAGAUUGAGGCAGCCGGUAGAGGUGUACUUGUAUAUUUACGCGGACAUGAAGGUAGGGGUAUUGGAUUGGGCCACAAGCUCCGUGCUUAUAACCUACAGGAUGAUGGGCGCGAUACCGUAAAAGCCAAUGAGGAGUUGGGAUUGCCUGUUGACUCUAGGGAGUAUGGCAUUGGUGCGCAGAUACUGAGGGAUCUAGGUGUUCAAUCUAUGAAGUUGAUGACUAACAAUCCAUCCAAAUAUAUUGGUCUCAAAGGUUAUGGUUUAACUAUUUCUGGUAGGAUCCCAUUGUUAACUCUUAUCACUUCGGAGAACAAGAGAUAUUUGGAGACAAAACGUGUGAAAAUGGGCCACAUCUAUGGCACGGAACAUAACAGUGGCAAUGUUAAAAUCGAUAGUGUUGAAGAUUCAAAUUUAAACGGAGUUACCAGCCUUUGA
Molecule: messenger RNA, 621 nt
Organism: Lathyrus oleraceus (garden pea)
Lineage: Eukaryota; Viridiplantae; Streptophyta; Magnoliopsida; Fabales; Fabaceae
Product: bifunctional riboflavin biosynthesis protein RIBA 1, chloroplastic
Exons: 3
Coding region: 1-621 (206 amino acids)
Biological process (GO): riboflavin biosynthetic process
Cellular component (GO): chloroplast
Molecular function (GO): GTP cyclohydrolase II activity; 3,4-dihydroxy-2-butanone-4-phosphate synthase activity
Source: RefSeq, a predicted model, not a curated record